Molecule: messenger RNA, 687 nt
Organism: Cuscuta campestris
Lineage: Eukaryota; Viridiplantae; Streptophyta; Magnoliopsida; Solanales; Convolvulaceae
Source: the annotation of a GenBank genome assembly
AGACAUUGGUUAAUGUCUUCUCCAAGAAGAUGCCAGGAAGACCUUUUUGAGUGAAAUGUCUUCCAAAAAACAAACAAUCUGCAGAGCCCAUCAUCUGCGCGCGUCUGCGCGGCGCAGACAAAAGACGCCAGAAGACUUUUUGUCUCCCGCUGCUAAAAUUCCCAAAUCUCCCUUCUCCCGCUUCAACCUCCAACUCCAAUUCAACGUCCUUCUUCUCCGUCGAGAGCAUAGCAGCGCCGACAGUGCCACUCGUCCAGCUCCAGCGGAGGUCUGCGGCAGUCGAGUCUCGAAGCCGGCAUCUGCGAGGAAGUCUACGAUAGUCCAACCUUCCAUCUCCAGCGCCGGCGGCCCCACCCCUCCAGCUUCAGCGCCGGUAGACUUGCGUAAGCCCGAACAGCAUCUGGAGGCUAUUAUGGACAAUAUGAUGGAAGUUUUCAAUGGGAUAGAGUGCAAGAACUUCAUUGUUGUUGGACCAGUGUUUGUGAUUUUUUGCCCGUGAAUGGAGAUGGGAGACAUUGGGUUCUAGCUGAAUUAGACCUCUUACGAAAUGAAGUUCGAGACAUGGCUGAUUUCUGAUGUCAAAUUGCAGCUAGGUUAUGGCGUGGAAGGAAAACACCCAAUAUUUAGCAUUUUUACUUUACAAUUUUAGGGGUCUUUAAUUUUUGUGAAACUCUUUGUAAUGGUUUA